Molecule: messenger RNA, 2687 nt
Organism: Anguilla anguilla (European eel)
Lineage: Eukaryota; Metazoa; Chordata; Actinopteri; Anguilliformes; Anguillidae
Product: deoxyribonuclease-2-alpha-like
Exons: 7
Coding region: 62-1822 (586 amino acids)
Biological process (GO): apoptotic DNA fragmentation
Molecular function (GO): deoxyribonuclease II activity
Source: RefSeq, a predicted model, not a curated record
AAGCCAUCCAGAGGAACAGAGAAUUUCAUCUGAGGUCAGUCAUCUGAGGACACAGGAAGUCAUGUGGAGGGUGGUCCUCACCGUCAGUGUCCUGUGCUGGGGCUCUGAGGGCCAAACUCUGCAGACUGUCUGCAGAGAUAAAAAAGGCAAUAAGGUGGACUGGUAUGUCUUAUACAAUGUGCCCAAACUGAACAAUGCAGGCCUUAGUGGUUUGGAGUAUUUCUACAUUGAUUCUGCUAAAUCUGAAUGGCUUGACCCCAUCAAUGAUCGUGAAGGUGUCCUGGCAAACACCCUGCAGCCUCUUCUUACUCACCAAACUCCUACAUCAGACUUUGGAUUUAUUUCCUAUAAUGAUCAGCCUCCAGAGAAGACCGGGGUAUCCCAGGCUUUUGGCCACAGUAAAGGGGUUGUGAUGAUGGAUAAAACUACUGGAGUCUGGCUGCUACACAGCACACCAAAGUUCCCCUACGACAGAACAGAAGGCAUAUUCUGGCCUGAAUCUGGAACAAGAAAUGCUCAGAUAUUUAUCUGUGUAACAUUUGCCUACAGCCAAUUUGACCAAAUAGGUGAACACCUCCUGUACAUCAGAGCCUUCCCAUUUGAUGCUUACAUUCCAAAUAACUUUCAUACAGUGCUCCACCGUGUUGUAAAUAAAGAAGACAUCAAUCCAAACCAAAGACCUUUCCUGGCCCAGGUGUUGACAUCAUCAGCUGGUCAAACGUUCAGAAGUUUUGCUAAAUACAGCUCAAGUUCAUGCAAUGUCGAAGAUCUUUAUCCUCUUAUUGCCGAGAACCUGAACAGUGACCUGGCUGCCCAGACCUGGAGGGGAAAAGCAGAAGAUAAGGAGUCAGACUUCCCUGAAGAGGGGAGUGUAGGCUGUUCAGAGGGGAGGGUAGGCUGUUCAGAGGGGAGGGUAGGCUGUUCAGAGGGGAUGGGAGACUGUUCAGAGGGGAGGGUAGGCUGUUCAGAGGGGAUGGGAGACUGUUCAGAGGGGAUGGUAGGCUGUUCAGAGGGAAGGGUAGGCUGUUCAGAGGGAAGGGUAGGCUGUUCAGAGGGGACGGUAGGCUGUUCAGAGGGGAGGGUAGGCUGUUCAGAGGGGAGGGGAGGCUGUUCAGAGGGGAGGGUAGGCUGUUCAGAGGGGACGGGAGACUGUUCAGAGGGGAGGGUAGGCUGUUCAGAGGGGACGGUAGGCUGUUCAGAGGGGAGGGUAGGCUGUUCAGAGGGGAGGGUAGGCUGUUCAGAGGGGAGGGUAGGCUGUUCAGAGGGGAGGGUAGGCUGUUCAGAGGGGACGGGAGACUGUUCAGAGGGGAGGGUAGGCUGUUCAGAGGGGAGGGUAGGCUUUUCAGAGGGGACAGGAGACUGUUCAGAGGGGAGGGUAGGCUGUUCAGAGGGGACAGGAGACUGUCCAGACAGAUGGAGAGUUUCCACUAUUCUUGAAAUAAAGAUGAUGCGUAACAUGGACCAGGAGGUUUCAUGGAGCAGUGGCCAAGAUCAUUCUAAGUGGUGUGUGACUGAGGAUCAGAAUAAGCCAUGGACCUGUAUUGCUGAUUUGAACAGAGAAAAAACGCAGUACAAGAGGCCGGGGGGGGCUCUAUGUAUUGAUAGCAGAGAUUUAUGGCAGACGUUUACGGAUUUCAUUAAGAAUAAAAAAAUUAAAAAAGUAGUUCAAUUCUGUCACAUUUCUGAAGCCAACAGUUCAACCCAAGUGGGUAUUAUUAUAAUUUUAUUGAUACUACUGCCAUCAAUACUUAUCGUUUAUGUACUUUAUCGAUACUUUUAUCAGUUCUUUUUUAUUUUUUUUAAGAAAAAAGACAAUAAAUAAUAAUAAUAACAAUUGCUUUAUUCACUUGUAUAACAAUAUUCUUUCCUCAGCAGCAACAGCAACAAUGUUUUAAUUCACUAUUCCAGGCUCUGUAAUAUCUCACCGACAAAAAACAAAUGUUAAAUAAAUGAAUAAAGUAAACAAUAUUCUAUACAGCAGAAGACUGUAAUAACAAAUAUAAUGUAGGACCUAUAAAACUGUCGUCCUGGACUGGAGUAAAAGGUAGCCGAACAACACUUGAGAGCAUUUUUGUGCGUUUCGUUCCCUAAACAUGGAGGGCAUUUGGACAUUCCAAAUUAGGGUGGGACAGAGAGAGUGAUCUGUAUCUGGAUGUCUUGUCGGAAUAAUGAAAAAUGCACGAUGUAUACGGGGUCAGACAGAGAAAGCGGCGAGAGUAUGUUGGCCAUAUUUCUAGGAGCAAAAUAAUCUGAUGGUGUUAGUAUUCUGACGUUAAUAACUGUGGACUUGUUUUUCCGAUAACGAGCGUAACGUUAACGAGGUUGAGACGGCCAUGUUAUUUUGGUUCUGCACCUAGGGUGGUGGCGCUGCAGCCGAUUUGCUCAAGCAGUUAAAACACAGCACUGCUUCGUGCUUAUGACCUGCUUGUGAGUGUUUCAUUAGAGAGCUGGUAUUACCUCCCUAACACGCUACAACCGUUUGACAUAAAUUGCAUUCAGCUUUAUUUUCUUACACUUUUUUUUUUUUUUUUUUUUUUUUUUUUUUUUUUUAAGUGAGCACACUUUGGGGCGUUUUAACCAGUCCGUCAAGACUGGAUCGCACAGAGUGUAAGGAGUGAACAAACAAUGGAAAUAGCUUAAUCGAAUGUCAUCAGCAAGAAAUGUAUUAUUGGCUAACUGCUGUUUUU